Babjeviella inositovora NRRL Y-12698 is the source of this 1050-nucleotide messenger RNA. RefSeq lists its product as uncharacterized. The record is from RefSeq and is a predicted model, not a curated record. The transcript has a single exon. The coding region runs from base 33 to 992 and encodes 319 amino acids. Lineage: Eukaryota; Fungi; Ascomycota; Pichiomycetes; Serinales.
CAAAGAUCAAGGGCUUCUCGCCCUGGCCGGCAAUGGUGAUCGAGGAAUCUCUUUUGCCUGCCGACAUUCUCAAGAGAAAGCCCAAAGCCACCACCUUGUCCAAAAAGAGACGUGGUAAGACCGCUACAGGCUCCGGAGAGCCGAUUCCCGUGAGGUUUUUCGCAGAUGAUACAUACAACUGGAUGGACGCCCCAGACUUGUCGCCGUUAACCCUGGAGAUGAUUGGCACGUUCAAGAAAAAGGGCAGCAAGUUGUUUGUUGCAGCAUACGAGUUUGCUGCCAAUCCUCCCGUGAUGUCGGACUUUGCCAAGUGGGGGAGCUACGGUCAGGAUAAUGUGGUGGAGGAGGAAGAGCCGGUCAAGCCGGUAAAGAGAAAGGCGCCGGAGCCUAGAGUCCCUGCUAAAAAGUCCAAGCCUGAGCCGACCAAAAAGGCCCCUGUGAGGGUUCCAAAGGCAUCCAAAACGAAACCUAGACUUGUUAUAGCGGACUCUUCGGACGACGAGUUUGACUUGACGGACUAUGAAGACGACUUUGGCAUUGAUGUACCUUUUGGGAAGGAGUUGUCUGACCUUUUGAGAAAGUUCGAGCCCGUCAUCGUCAAUGCCAAGAUCUUUUUCCAAAAAGCGUAUGUAAACGACAUAAACCUGGAUGAAAAAGUCUCGUUGGCUGAGACGGUGGUUGCGCAGACCUCCAAGACCUUGGAUACGUUGUUGAAGAAUGCUACAGUAAUCCCGUUGUCUGUGGUGUACAAAUCCAGUUUGUUUAGGGUUUUGCUUGCCAUCUUGAAGAGGCCCGAGUUGGAGGCAUUGACACGCACCGAUAGGGAGUGGGCCAAGACGUACCGCAAGUUCCAGAAGUUGGUUGCCGUUUGGUUUGACAUGGAGGUGCAAGUCGACGAGAGGUGGUCGAUGAGGGAAGAGGAGAAACAACAGACGGAAACCACUCCGGAAACAGAAGUCAAGCCGGAGGCUGAAGCUGUGGCAGAAAUCUAAACCUUGGAGUGGGGAACCACUGUGGGUCUUUUGUUGCAUAAUACGUAGAAUAAAGCAG